Messenger RNA from Phragmites australis (common reed), 2069 nucleotides. Its product is annotated as AP2-like ethylene-responsive transcription factor BBM1. The transcript is spliced from 8 exons. The coding region runs from base 109 to 1764 and encodes 551 amino acids. Gene Ontology annotation, biological process: regulation of DNA-templated transcription. Gene Ontology annotation, molecular function: DNA-binding transcription factor activity; DNA binding. Lineage: Eukaryota; Viridiplantae; Streptophyta; Magnoliopsida; Poales; Poaceae. The record is from RefSeq and is a predicted model, not a curated record.
GUGUAUCUAGGGCUUGCCGUCCAUAAAAUCGACAAGAGCCACCUCUCUCUUCCCUCUCUCUCCCUUCAUCAUCACCCUUCCCUAGAAUCAGUAGUGGGAUCUUCAUAGAUGGGCUCCCAGAACAACUGGCUGGGCUUCUCCUCCUUAUCUUGCGCCGCUGAUGCCGUCCUGCACCCGCCGCCCCAAGGCGAGGCAGACUCAGAGCAGCCGAAGCUGGAGGACUUCCUCGGCUUGCAAGAACCGACCGUGGUGUCCGGCCGGCCGUUUGUCGGGAGCCGCGCGGGCGGCGCGAGUUCCAUCGGGCUAUCCAUGAUCAAGAACUGGCUGCGCAGCCAGCCGGCGCCGGCGGGGGCUGACUCCUCCAUGCCGCUGGUGGUGUCACCGGCGGCAGGUGCAUCGCCGGAGGGGAGUGGGAAGUUGGUCGACGGCACGGAGAGCGGCGGAGCGGUUGUGGAGGCGGCGCAGCAGAGAAAGGUGGUCGUGGAAACUUUCGGGCAGCGGACUUCCAUAUACCGUGGUGUCACAAAGCACAGAUGGACAGGAAGGUAUGAAGCGCAUCUCUGGGACAACAGCUGUAGAAGAGAAGGCCAGACUCGCAAAGGCAGACAAGUAUAUCUCGGUGGAUACGAUAAAGAGGAGAAAGCUGCUAGGGCUUAUGAUUUAGCUGCUCUAAAGUAUUGGGGUCCUACAACAACUACAAAUUUUCCGGUGAACAACUAUGAAAAAGAGUUGGAACAGAUGAAGAGUAUGAAUCGGCAAGAAUACAUUGCGUCCCUUAGAAGAAAAAGCAGUGGAUUCUCUCGUGGUGCAUCGAUUUAUCGAGGAGUAACCAGGCACCAUCAGCAUGGAAGGUGGCAAGCAAGAAUAGGAAGGGUGGCAGGAAACAAGGAUCUGUAUUUAGGCACAUUUAGUACCCAGGAGGAAGCUGCGGAGGCUUACGAUAUCGCCGCGAUUAAAUUCCGAGGCCUCACUGCGGUCACCAACUUUGACAUGAGCCGGUACGACGUCAAGAGCAUCAUCGAGAGCAGCUCCCUCCCUGUGGGUGGCACGACUAAACGCCUAAAGGAUGUGGCUGAUCAUUCUGACAUGGGCACGGACUGCACUGACACGGACGCUGGGCUCAUGGCUGCUUCAAACCUGCUCACUGAUGGCAUUGGCAGCUACGGCCAGCAUCAUUAUGGUUACAGUGGCUGGCCGCCCGUUGCCUUGACGCCGACCCCCUUGCACUACAGCAAUGGCUAUGGACACUCCAGGAUUUGGUGCAAGCAAGAGGAACAGGAUGGCGCUGUGGUUGCGGCUGCGCACAACCUGCACAACCUCCAGCAUUUCCCAGCUGUGGCUGGCAUCCACAACUCUUUUCAGCCAUCAGCGGUUCAGAACGUGAUGAGUGUUGCAGACAUUCCCUCGCAGCCGGUGGACUCCAAUACCUACAUAUACGAUGACGGAGUUGGUUAUCACGGUGCAAUAUGUUGUGGCGGCUACUCCAUGCCGGUCGCCACGCUGGAGGAGCAUGGUCAGGGCCACCAUGCGGCCAGCAGUUACAGAGAGGACGGUGGGACGGUGUCUGACCUCUACUGUGAUCGGAACAUGUAUUACCUCUCACAGGACUUACCUGGCUGCAAUGCCAGCAAGGAGGAUGGUUAUGAGCAAGGCGUUGGGUACGAAAGCGAAAGCUGGGUUUCGUCGGCGCCGGUGAUGGCGCAGAAGGCUUCAAAUGUGACGGUUUGCCAUGGGUUGCCUCUUUUCUCAGCUCUAGGUCAGUAGUGAUCUUCACUGUUGUUGGGAAGAAAAACUAGGGAAAUACCAUAUGCAGGUAUACAAAAGUCUAGCUCUUUAUAUUGCGUUUCUUUUCUAACGAUGCAAUAGAGUUUUGGUGGUUCAGUUACUAAUUCGCUCCUGCGGGUGCUGUGAUCAAAGAUGUUUUUUUGUUAGGGCAUUAGUUCUCGCUGACUAUUUGCAUUAGAAAUGGCAAAUGAGCUUUAGUGUUUUAAUGUAUGUUACUUAUGUCAGCUAUAUUUUUCUCAUGCUUCUCUUAAAGCUAGCUGUGGUACACAAAUUUUGACCAUGAA